Molecule: messenger RNA, 810 nt
Organism: Prorocentrum cordatum
Lineage: Eukaryota; Dinophyceae; Prorocentrales; Prorocentraceae
Source: the annotation of a GenBank genome assembly
GAGCCGCGCGCCGCGGCCGCUCCAGCGGACGGCGACGCCCUGGCCGCCCAGGCGGACGCGGCCGCCGAGCGGGCGGAGGCGCGGAGGAGCCCGACGCCACUGGCGGAGGCACGGAGGAGCCCUGCGGCCAGCCCGACGCCGGAGGCGAAGGAGCGGAGGGCGUCCCCGCGGCCGGCACGGGCUGGGAGCGCCAGCGGUUCCGACAGCGACAGCGCGGAGGGCGCCAAAGGGCGACGGAGGUCCCCCAAGAGCUCCCGGGGCGGCGCGGGCCGCGGGGCGAGCCGCAGUCGUGACCGGAAAGAGCAGCGUUCCGCCAGGAAGGGCAGCCGGCGCGGCGGGCGCGGCCGGCGUGCGGAGGAGAGCCAGAGCUCCGGUCGCAGCAGCGCGCAGCGAGAGGACAGAGGUCGUGGCCACGGCUUCCGGGAAGAGAGGUCCGCCAGCAGCGCCACCUCGGCCUCGCCCGCGUCGCGGGGGCGCCGGAAGCGCCGGCGCGGAGAGGGUGCGCGCGACGAUCACAGGAGCCGCAGCGGCCGCGGGGAGCGGGGGCACUCGCGGAAGGGCCACGGCAAGGGCAAGGGCGGCGGCGGCCGCGACCGCGACGGCAUUCGCGCCUCGGACCGCGACCGCGACGUGCCACUGUGCAUCCCCUACGUGAUGAACCGGUGCGUCUGGGGCGACAGGUGCCGCGAACGACACCCGGCCGAGGAGGACUGCAAGAUGGCCCGGGAGAGCCUGCUCAACAAGGCUUGCCGCUUCGGCGCCAACUGCAAGCGCAAGGAUUGUAUAUUCAAGCACCCGGACAAGCGCUGA